AUGUCUAAAGCGUCCAGCAACGACAACCUUUCAUAUAUAUCGCAAGAUUUCGGCACCACCAGGCUCUCGUCGCCCGAGCCGGCGGCUGUGCAUGUUUCCAAAUGGCAGCAUUUUGUUGAUUCCUUCAAACCUGCUGAAGCAGACCACUCGUCGCUGGAAAACGAGUCGCUUGAUCUGCUCGAGAAAGCCGUCCAGAAAACCGCCAAAUCCAACUUGAAGUCGUCGAUCAACCCAGUUUCUCAGGCUUUCAUUGCCCUUGGUGGAUGUGUGGGCUCGGGUCUUUUAGUCGUUUCUGGCCAGGCGCUUAACGCUGGUGGGCCUGCUGGUAUUCUCAUUGGCUGGGCCAUCGUGUCUUCUUUUCUUUACUGUGUGAUGCAGGCGUUGGCAGAGCUUUCUUCGACGUUCCCGGUGUCGGGCGCUUUUGCUGUUUACGCCACUCGUUUUGUGGACCCUUCGUUUGGUUUUGCUGCUGGCUGGAACUACGCCAUGUUCUGGGUGGUGGUUUUACCCUUGGAGCUUGUGGCUGCAUCGCUUGCCAUCGAGUUCUGGAAUUCCAGCAUCAACACCGUGGUUUGGGUGGCCAUUUUCUAUGUGCUCAUUUUGGGACUCAACCUUUUCGGAACCGCUGGUUUUGCCAUGACUGAAUUGGUCGCCUCGAUCCUCAAAUUGAUUGGUGUUGUUGGUUUUGACAUUUUGGCUAUUGUAUUGAUUUGCGGUGGUGGUGACGCCGGCUACAUUGGUGCUAAGUAUUGGCACAACCCUGGUGCUUUUAGCCACGGCUUUAAAGGUGUCAUUUCCGUCCUUGUCACCGCCACUUACUCUCUUGCUGGAACCGAGUUGGUGGCUCUUACGGCUGCUGAAUCCAGCACAAACCCAAGAAUUGCCCUCCCGUCUGCCAUUAAAAUGGUCUUUUACAGAAUCAUCAUCUUUUACAUGUUCACCUUGACGCUUAUUGCGUUUUUGGUGCCAUACAAUGACGACAGAUUAACGGCCAGCUCGACCGCUUUCGCAUCUCCUUUCGUUAUUGCCAUCCAGACCGGAGGCAUCACGGCUCUUCCUUCCAUUUUCAAUGUGGUUGUGAUCAUUUCGCUUCUUUCCAUCGGCAACUCCGCCGUCUACGGAUUCUCUCGUACCAUUCUUUCCUUGGCUGAGCAAGGUUUGGCCCCAAGCAUUUUCACUUAUGUCGACAGAAACGGCAGACCGCUUGUUGGCUUCCUCACUUCUGCCAUUGUUGGUUUGAUGGCUUUUGUGGCUGCUUCUCCCAAACAAGGUGAGGUGUUUGCCUGGUUGGUGGCUCUUUCUGCUCUUUCCACGCUUUUCACCUGGGCCUCUUGUACCUUGGGUCAUGUACGUUUUAGAGCUGCCAUGAAGCGCCAGGGCAGACCUCUCUCAGAGUUACCAUACUUGUCCAAGACUGGUGUUUGGGGCUCUGUCUAUGCCACUGUCUGCUUGACUGUGAUCUUGUGUCUCCAGUUCUGGGUCUCCUUGUUCCCCUUGGGCGCUGAUCCAGAUCCAGUGGUGUUUUUCAAAAACUACUUGGGUGCUGUUAUUGUGGGUGUCUUCUACAUUGGCCACAAAUUAUACUACGGUAUUUGCAAGAAGAAGUGGCGCUUCGUUGUGCCCUUGGAUACCAUGGACAUUGACACGGGACGUAAGGAAACAGACUUUGAUAAGCUUCAGCAAGAACUUUUGGAGGAGAGAGCUGCCCUCAGAGCCAAGCCAUGGUAUAAACGAGUAUACCACUUUUUAUUCUAA
Candidozyma auris is the source of this 1755-nucleotide messenger RNA. RefSeq names its product Gap6p (gene GAP6). Gene Ontology annotation, molecular function: amino acid transmembrane transporter activity. The record is from RefSeq and is a predicted model, not a curated record. The coding region runs from base 1 to 1755 and encodes 584 amino acids. The transcript has a single exon. Gene Ontology annotation, biological process: amino acid transmembrane transport. Gene Ontology annotation, cellular component: membrane. NCBI's taxonomy places the organism in Eukaryota, Fungi, Ascomycota, Pichiomycetes, Serinales, Metschnikowiaceae.